Tachysurus fulvidraco (yellow catfish) is the source of this 1180-nucleotide messenger RNA. It is a transcript of the gene cers5, whose product is annotated as ceramide synthase 5. Bases 279 to 1130 code for a protein of 283 amino acids. The transcript has 8 exons. Lineage: Eukaryota; Metazoa; Chordata; Actinopteri; Siluriformes; Bagridae. Gene Ontology annotation, cellular component: membrane. The record is from RefSeq and is a predicted model, not a curated record. Gene Ontology annotation, biological process: ceramide biosynthetic process. Gene Ontology annotation, molecular function: sphingosine N-acyltransferase activity; DNA binding.
GCUACUGUUUUAAGUCAAGUCGAUGGAAGCAUGUUAAACCUGGUCAUCGAGGAAAUACAUUCGACUUGGCAACCAUACCUCAUGCGCUCAGUCCAAUCUGGCAACCCAACACGGGUGUGGAAAGCAGCUGUCGAUGGAGCUUCACUUCGGUACAAGUUUGCUGCCGUGCACAGUAAAAGGGGGCGGUGAAUAGUGAGAUUAAUCCCCCUUCGUUCUGUUUUAGUUUACUUUAACUACUUUAAACAUCAUUCUCCAAGACCAAGCUCUUUGUCUCUGACAUGGCUGCUAUUUCAGCCUGGUUCUGGAGCGAGGAUUUCUGGCUUCCUCACAACGUGAGCUGGGCGGACCUGGCGAAUCCCUCACCCGGGGUGGAGUACCCAAGAGCCGUACACCUUCUCAACGCGUUCCCGCUUGCCUUGGGAAUAUUCGUUUUUAGGAUAUUUUUCGAAAGGUUCAUCGCAGGUCAUUGCGCGCACCUCCUCCACAUCCAGACCGAGGUGAACCGGAGAGCCCAGCCAAAUGCCGUGCUAGAGAAAGUGUUUACAUCUAUCUCAAAGAGUCCAGAUAAACGCCAGUUAGAGGGUUUGUCUAAGCAGCUAGACUGGGAAGUGAGGAAGAUCCAGCGAUGGUUUCGUCAUCGGAGGAAUCAGGACAAACCCAGCACGAGGACCAAGUUUUGUGAGAGCAUGUGGAGGUUUACAUUUUAUCUGGGUAUAUUUACCUAUGGGUUCUGCUUUCUAUGGCAGUCUCUCUGGAUGUGGGACACGCGGCAGUGCUGGUAUAAUUACCCCUAUCAGGCACUUAGUCCUGGCCUGUAUCACUACUAUGUGACAGAACUGGCCUUCUACUGGUCUCUCAUGUUCUCCCAGUUUACAGACAUUAAAAGAAAGGACUUCCUGAUUAUGUUUGUGCAUCACCUGGCCACAGUGAGUCUGAUCAGCUUCUCGUAUGUGAACAACAUGGCUCGUGUGGGCAGCCUGGUCCUGUGUGUGCACGAUGCCUCGGACUUCCUCUUGGAGGCUGCCAAGUUAGCCAAUUAUGCCAAAUACCAGCGUCUGUGCGACUUCCUGUUUGUGGUAUUUGGUGUAGCCUUUAUUGGGACAAGGCUCAUCAUUUACCCCUUUUGGUGAGUGUGUGGGUGAGAGGGAGAGUGAGUGUGUGUGGGAGAGGGAGAGUGAGU